AUGGCUACCAAAAUUCCCACCACCACCCUCCGGCGGGCCUCUCUCCCCUCUCACCCCUCCCAUAUCCACACCUGCCGCACCCAACAAACCCGGCACGCCUCUCUGCUCAAACGCCCGCACCGUCCCUACACCUUCACCCAACUCGUCACCCUCUCAGACGGCAGCACCUAUAUGCAGCGCACCACGUCCCCGGCGCCCAUCUACCGCAGCACGAAAGACACGCGCAAUCAUCCGCUCUGGCAGCCGUCGCUUGACUCCCUGCGGAACGUGGAGCAGGAUGAUGCCGGUAGGCUGAAGGCUUUCAGGAAGAAGUUUGGGCGGGGAUGGGACGCCGAGGCGAAUUUUGAGGAGGGGGAGGGGGAGAGCGAGCGAGAAGGGGGAUUCAUGGGUGGGGAUGGAGGUGAUGGAGAGGGGAGUCUGAUGGAUUUGAUUAGUGGGGGAAGUGCCCAGGUGCUGGGAAAUGGUAGGGGCGGAGGGGUUGUUGCGGAGAGUGAGGUGAUGCAGGAAAUGGUUACUGUGAGGAAGGAUGGCGUAUUGGUGAAAGUACCGGCUAAGAAGAGGGCGGGUGCGAAGUAG
Molecule: messenger RNA, 576 nt
Organism: Drepanopeziza brunnea f. sp. 'multigermtubi' MB_m1
Lineage: Eukaryota; Fungi; Ascomycota; Leotiomycetes; Helotiales; Drepanopezizaceae
Product: mitochondrial 54S ribosomal protein bL31m
Biological process (GO): mitochondrial translation
Cellular component (GO): mitochondrial large ribosomal subunit
Molecular function (GO): structural constituent of ribosome
Source: RefSeq, a predicted model, not a curated record